Molecule: messenger RNA, 1029 nt
Organism: Uloborus diversus
Lineage: Eukaryota; Metazoa; Arthropoda; Arachnida; Araneae; Uloboridae
Product: elongation of very long chain fatty acids protein 1-like
Biological process (GO): very long-chain fatty acid biosynthetic process; fatty acid elongation, saturated fatty acid; fatty acid elongation, polyunsaturated fatty acid
Cellular component (GO): endoplasmic reticulum membrane
Molecular function (GO): fatty acid elongase activity
Source: RefSeq, a predicted model, not a curated record
UUUCAAAAUUAAGGAGUGGAGUGGUUCUGCUGCUGUGUAAAUCAACACUCUACUCAUCACCACCAAAACACAUAUCAUGGCCUUUUUAACGGCUGUCAAAGAAACAUUAGACCACGGAGACCCUUUAGUUCGAACAUGGCCUUUCGUGAGCUCAUAUUACCUCCCAUUCGUCUUAACAGCUGCGUAUGUAUUCUUCGUCAAAAGGAUAGGCCCAGCACUCAUGAGAAACAGAAAACCAUUCCAUUUGAGAAACUUAAUGAUAGUGUAUAAUUUUUCGAUAGUAUUUACAUAUACUGCUUGUCUUUUAACGCUCAUUUACUUCUUCCUCACGACAGAUUCAUACAAGAAAAUUUGUGUCCCGACGGAAGUUCGGAAAGGGCAUUACUCUUAUUACGCCACAUCUACUGGAUGGAUCAUUUAUAUGCUGAAAUAUAUAGAAUUUGCCGAUACGAUAUUUUUCGUAUUGAGGAAAAAAGACCAUUUAAUCACAAAUCUUCAUGUUAUACAUCACAGUGCCUUGCCCAUCAUUGCCUGGGUCAUGAUGCGAACUGAAAGAAGUGGGUUCCAGUUCAUUCCGGGUUGUGUCAACUCUUUCGUGCAUAUUAUCAUGUACACGUACUACGGCUUGGCAGCUAUGGGUCCCGAAGUACAGAAGCAUCUGUGGUGGAAAGAGUAUUUGACUCGCCUACAAAUGGUACAAUUUAUCGUCGUUCUCGUUUUCGUCUUCUUCAUCAUUCCACUCCUGGGCUGUAAGACGCACAUUUACGGCAUCUACAUCGACAUCGUAUUCGCCAGCCUCUUCCUAGUGCUCUUUCACAACUUUUACACGAAAACCUACAGGAAGAAGCACGACCCGGAAAGCAAAAACGGAGCCGUGCACGAAAACGGGAACGGAGUCGUGUAUGAAAAUGGAAUGGGAAAGGCUAAUGGUUUCGCUUCGGAGUACAGAAAGAACGGAGUGGAGAUGCAUGCGAAGAGCAGCUGAUGAAAGCUUUGUGUGUGUAUUUACAAAUUAAAAAAAUAAUUUUU